AUGCUGAAGCUCUUCGUGUUUUUGGCUGUUAGCCUGCAGACCCGCGCCCUGUUCGACCCGUCGACUUGCGGCAGUGGAAAAACUUGCCUGAUGAUUCCGGCAAAUUGCACAACAAAUUGUCAACAAGGACUGUCGUACAAGCGAGUAUCAGCCUCAUACUUGGAAAUCGAACUUUUCUCCAAUAACCUCCCGAACACUGCCACCUACGAUUCCUACAUGGCCAUCGGGUUCCAGCCAGAGGCUUGUGCGGAGAUUGAGUCUGACUCAAAGACGCCGUGCAUGGCUUCGGCCCCGGUCAUCGAGUGCUCGGCCCUGAACGGCCAGCUGAUGGCCCCAGCCGUGUCGUGGAACACCGCCGACCCGCAGAACGUUCGAAUCGACAAUGCUGCUGAGCUCGCCAAGGCUGUCGGCCUGACAAUGUCCGCUUUGGAGAGCAAUAACGGCCAGACCUAUUGCAAGCUGAUGCAACGAAUUACGGGAGCUCCCCUGAAUGGUGUUGCUAAUGCAGAUAAGGUCUUCCAAAACGACCCGACCGUCUCCUACGGCAUCCUGAUGGCUACUGGCGCUACGAAUGGAUCUGUCCUCACCCACCACCCCCACCCGAACGCCAUGGUCGCCCCCGGGCGCGUCAAAUUC
This is a messenger RNA of Mesorhabditis spiculigera, 636 nucleotides long. The record is from the annotation of a GenBank genome assembly. NCBI's taxonomy places the organism in Eukaryota, Metazoa, Nematoda, Chromadorea, Rhabditida, Rhabditidae.